Spodoptera exigua (beet armyworm) is the source of this 439-nucleotide messenger RNA. The record is from the annotation of a GenBank genome assembly. NCBI's taxonomy places the organism in Eukaryota, Metazoa, Arthropoda, Insecta, Lepidoptera, Noctuidae.
AUCUGCUACGUGUGCUAAUAGUUCACCAUAUGAAGACUUCAAAGGAAAAUCAAAGCAUUCGGAAGUCUACAAGGACGUUCAAGUUUACAGCCAGUUACGAAGUUUUCCACAUAACCGCCACAAGCUACCGCAUGCUUCGUAGAAGUGCAGUCACCUUUUAAGCCCUUAGCGGAUUCAUUAUCACAGGUAAUCAAGGUGACUAAUCUGUGAACUAAUCUGUUAAGUGUAUUAAGUUUUGCGAAACAAAAAUCCACGUGCAGACAAAGAUGACAACCCCUUAUGUAUGAUUUACUAUAACACCAACCGUCGUGCAUAGUAUGGAUAUUUGAUAGUAAUGCACAGUUUUAAACAGCUGAAACCAUACCUAUGUAACCACAGGCAGACUAGUCUAGACCGAGGUGCCGACUGGAAUGUAUAACAGCUAAGCACCCCAGACAGG